AUGGGCAGCGCCAUGAAGCCGGGUCUCCUGAUGCUGCUGGGGCUCCUGGCCCUCGGGAGCGUGUGCCGGCCCGCGGCCGGGAAUCUCCUCCCAGGGAAGCGCGGCGAGUGCCCCCUGCCCAAGCGGACCCACGAGACCACCUGUGCCGCCUUCUGCUCCUCGGACGAGGACUGCGCGGGCAGCCAGCGCUGCUGCAGCAACGGCUGCGGGCGGGAGUGCAUGCUGCCCCAAGGAGCCAAGGCGGGCUUCUGCCCGCGCCUGGACCCCAACUGGAUGACCAUCUGCCUGGUGGAGUGCGGCAGCGACAGCGACUGCCCCGGCGCCAGGAAGUGCUGCAGCAUGGGCUGCCACGUGCGGUGCGAGCAGCCUGUGCCAGCCAAGCCGGGCGUCUGCCCGUGGAGGAGGGUGCUGUACACCUUCGCCCCCUGCACCAGCACCUGCGACGACGACACCGACUGUCCCCGCCGCGAGAAGUGCUGCUUCACGGGCUGCAGCCGCGGCUGCCUGCUCCCGGUCAGAGUGAGAGCGCAGGAGUGACCCGAGGAGGCGGCGGCGGCCGCGGAGCCGCGGCACGGCGGCGGCGGUGGCGGUGGUGGCUGCGGCAGCGGCGGCUGCAGCGGUGGUGGCUGCAGCGGUGGUGGCUGCGGUGGUGGUGGCUGCGGCGGUGGCUGCAGCCGUCC
Molecule: messenger RNA, 680 nt
Organism: Rhea pennata
Lineage: Eukaryota; Metazoa; Chordata; Aves; Rheiformes; Rheidae
Product: WAP four-disulfide core domain protein 3-like
Exons: 5
Coding region: 1-537 (178 amino acids)
Cellular component (GO): extracellular region
Molecular function (GO): serine-type endopeptidase inhibitor activity
Source: RefSeq, a predicted model, not a curated record